Molecule: messenger RNA, 2164 nt
Organism: Chanos chanos (milkfish)
Lineage: Eukaryota; Metazoa; Chordata; Actinopteri; Gonorynchiformes; Chanidae
Gene: zc3h14
Product: zinc finger CCCH-type containing 14
Exons: 17
Coding region: 50-2092 (680 amino acids)
Biological process (GO): regulation of mRNA stability
Cellular component (GO): cytoplasm; nucleus
Molecular function (GO): poly(A) binding; metal ion binding
Source: RefSeq, a predicted model, not a curated record
UCAGUUAAACAAUACAGCUUCACGUUUACCAAAUACAACUGCAAUAACGAUGGAGAUCGGGGCGGAGAUCAGCAAGAAAAUACGGGCUGCUAUCAAAGGAAAGCUGCAGGAGCUCGGUGCAUAUGUGGAUGAGGAGUUGCCAGAUUACAUUAUGGUGAUGGUGGCCAAUAAGAAGAGUACCCAGCAGAUGGCUGAUGACCUGUCCCUGUUUCUAGGCAACAACACCAUCAAGUUCACUGUGUGGUUACAUGGUGUGUUGGAGAAACUCAGAUCUGUUGCAGUCGAGCCGGCCUCCCUCAGGCCUCAGCACGUCUAUACAGACCCCAGUGCCUCACUGCCGGACGAGAGGAGAGGGGAGGAGCUGAGAGCCUUGGCCGUGUCCAGCUCGCGCUCUGAUAGGAUAGAGGGGCGGGUCUCGCGCUCUGAUAGGAUAGAGGGACGGGUCUCUAGCUCCGCUCGCGAGGAUCGUGGCAGGAGGAACUCCUCAGACAAGGUGCUGUCUCGUUUGACAUCUGCUGUGAGGCCACUGAUGGAGGCGGGGUCGACAGAGGCCGUCAUCGAUAUCAAACCCGAGGUGGAUGAUGACCUCAUCGGUGAUGACCCCACAGAGCAGGGCGUGACCUCACGGGGACCGUCGGGUCGUCCCAUAGUAGAGGUCAGGAGGUCGCGUCUAGUCUCUGGGUCAUCCAUGCGCAGCUCAGGUCACACUGCAGACAGUCACAGGUCGGCAGAGGUUACCCGAGGUCAGGAAAGGUCGAGGACCUCUUAUGGCCACAGCUACAGGAGCUCUGGUGAUGGAAACAGCAGGGAGGAGUUGUCAAGGAAACGUAAAGCUCCCGUGGCCAGCUCUGUGGUCCGAGUUCACAGAGCCUCAGACAGAGGGCAGGACAGCGAAGACGUGGAGGAGGAGGAUGAAGAUGACGAUGAAGACUACAGCAUACCCAGCAGAGUGUCCCUUCCAUCUAAACCUGAGCGCAAGCCGUCUUUACCUCCAGCCAAACAGGCCAAUAAGAACCUGAUCCUCAAAGCCAUCUCAGAGGCACAGGAGUCUAUCACCAAAACCACCGCCUACACGACAGUGCCUCAGAGACAGACUGUGCCUGUUGCUCCGCGGACUCGUUCAGGCAGUGAUGAGACAAACAGUGAUUCACGCCUCGUACAGGAACACCUGAACACACACACACUCGCACAGCCUGCCCAAUCCAGGUCUCUGGCAUCCAGGCUCCAGCUGGAUUUGCCAGAUACAGACACCAGGGGGCAGCAGACUGACUAUGAGUUUCAGUUGUUUGAAGAUGCACGGCUGAAAGCUGCAGACACUCGCUCGUUCAUCUUAAGAAAGCCUGAGGUGGAACCAGUGGCACCCGUCCGAAGCAGACUGGGAACAGGCGGUCAGGAGGAAGUCCCACCCUCUGCACCUCGCAUGGUUCAGGCGAGGGAGCGAGAAGAGAUCAGUCCUAAGUUCAUUGUGACUCUGGAGGGUGUGCCCAGCCCACUGGCCAGUCGCAGUGAGAUGGAUCUGGACACAGACGAUGGAGCGGUCAGGGGGGAAGAGGCGGAGCUGAAAGCCCUCCACACACACCAAGGCCUCCUCACACAUACGCUCACACGCUGCGCAGAUGCAGACGAAGAGAUGGAUGUGGAGGAGGACAUGGAGGUGGAUAGUGACAUCCAGGCCAAACGACAGAAACUUCUGGAACGUUGUAAAUUCUGGCCGGCGUGUAAGAGUGGAGAUGAAUGCAUGUACCACCACCCUACCACCCAGUGCAAAACGUUCCCCAACUGUAAGUUUGGAGAGAAGUGUUUGUUCAUCCACCCUAACUGUAAAUAUGACGCAAAGUGUUCCAAAGACAACUGCCCCUUCACACAUGUCAGCAAGAGGACAACAGCGCACCCACACAAACCAGUGCCCGCUCAAUCUAACAGCGUCUGCCGUUUCUUCCCUGACUGUAAGAAGAUGGACUGUCCUUUCUACCACCCCAAACCAUGCAGGUUUGCAGCUCAGUGUAAACGCCCUGGUUGCUCCUUUUACCACCCAGCAGCAAGUGUUCCACCCAGACACGCCCUAAAGUGGACCAAAACACAGAGCAGUUAAUCCAGGAGAACCAUCAGCUCGGCAGCUGGGCUCUAAGAAGAUUUCAUUUUGUCAUUGUUACUGUAGAUUCUC